GAUAGAGGAAUAUUCCUUGUCGCUUAAAGUAGGCUUUCCUUCGGAAAGUGAAAUUUGUUUGUGGAAUAAGAAUAACCCUGCAAGUGGAAAGCCUUGAUGAAAGUAAAAAAGACUGAAACGUUUCUCCUCUAUCGUCUUUCCAUUUUUCACCGCUUAUCUGAAACCCUAGAAUUCGCCCCCAAUCUCUAGGGUUCUUACGCUCAUCGAAAAUUGAGAAACUUUCAUUUCAGGGUUUGUGAAAUUUGAGCUUCUCGUCGUGUAUUGGCAAUGGAUUUCGACAAGGCGAAGCUUUUCGUCGGUGGAAUUAGUCGGGAUACGAGUGAGGAUGCUCUCAGGGUUCACUUCAGCAGGUACGGAGACGUUGCUGGUUCCCUCGUUGCCAGAGACAAGACUACCAAGAUUCCGAGAGGCUUUGGCUUCGUUUGGUUUUAUGACCCCUCAUUUGCUGACAGGGCGCUUCGAGAAACCCAUGUUAUAAUGGGUCGAACGGUAGAAGUCAAGAAAGCAAUCCCCAGAAGUGACCAGCUUCAAUACCACCACCAGCAACAAAAUCUCAAUCAACAGAAGCACAGUGAGAUUGAUAGAAACAGUAGCAGUGUUAGUAGCAAUAACAUUUCUGUGAGGACCAAAAAGAUAUUUGUUGGGGGUUUAUCAGCCGAUUUGACCCAGGCACAGUUCAGGAACUAUUUUGAGAGGUUUGGUAAAAUAGUGGAUGUUGUUGUCAUGCAAGACAGCUCAACGAAUCGACCCAGAGGGUUUGGAUUUGUUACAUUUGAUGCUGAGGAAUCUGUGAACAAGGUUAUGCUCAAUCCUUUCCAUGAGCUGAAUGGUAGGCAGGUGGAGGUCAAGAGAGCAGUGCCAAGGGAUGAAGUGACUAUCAACAGAAAUAAUGCAUUGGGAAGAGAAAAUAUCAAAGGGGGUUCUUCUAGUAGGACUUCUGAUCAGGGAAUGCUCCAAUCAUAUUCAUAUGGUUCUGGUUAUCAGCUUUACCCAACUUAUGCACCAGUUUCAGCUUAUAUGGGUGGGUAUCCGUAUGGAACUGGAUUGUAUAGUAGUGGGUACCCAGUGUUUGGAUAUGGUAGAGGUGGCUAUGGAAUUGCACCGAUGGCAACUGGGAGCCCUUGGAGCGGUCCCCUCAUGGCUGGAACCAGCUUCAGUCCUUAUCUGUAUCCUGCUUACCCUAAUGGUGGAUAUGCUGAUUUGAGCAGUAUGGUUCUUGGUGGCACUGGACAUCAAUUGUCUCAUAUGGUAGCCCCUCAGGUUGAAGGAGUCGCUUUGCAAGUUCAGUCUUUAAGUUUGAAGGAUGGUGCUGCUGGGAGUGCUUCUAGCUGAGAGAACUGCGUGGGGGGGGGGGGGGGGGGGGGGGGGGGGGGGGGGGGGGGCUCUGGGUUAUGGAAAAUUGAAGCCUAACUACUGACAGCCCUUUGCACAGUUUCAAUGGGGGGCUUAGAACGAUUGAUGAAUUCUUUCGCUGAUAAGGUUAGAGCAGUCUAAUUGUCGAUGUUUAGAUGUUUGUUUCUUAUGUGCGUAUGUUGUCAUCAUGUUUCUCUCUCGUGGGUUCCGUGUUCUGUAAGUAAAAUGAUGAUUCAACCGUCUGUAAUAUAAAGUUCAUUCAGCCAUUCUCUCUCAAUUACCCGCUGCCAAAAUAUCAUCACAUCCUCUUCUUCUCUUCUGGGUUGCAGAAUGUGGCUUAUGCUUUGUAAAACUCUAGUUUAAUGCUUUCUCGUUUCAAAGAAUGCCAGCUUGUGCUGUUUCUUUUCUUAUCUGAAUGCGGUGCAACAGUACUGCCAGUGAGCAGAAGCAGGCGGUGAUAUAUAGUCACCAAUAUUCCGUCUAGAUGGAAGGGGAAGGAGAUAAAGCUUCUAUCGGUUA
Molecule: messenger RNA, 1872 nt
Organism: Linum trigynum
Lineage: Eukaryota; Viridiplantae; Streptophyta; Magnoliopsida; Malpighiales; Linaceae
Source: the annotation of a GenBank genome assembly